Molecule: messenger RNA, 3344 nt
Organism: Talpa occidentalis (Iberian mole)
Lineage: Eukaryota; Metazoa; Chordata; Mammalia; Eulipotyphla; Talpidae
Product: disintegrin and metalloproteinase domain-containing protein 30-like
Exons: 1
Coding region: 388-2187 (599 amino acids)
Biological process (GO): male gonad development; proteolysis
Cellular component (GO): sperm head plasma membrane; plasma membrane; external side of plasma membrane
Molecular function (GO): metalloendopeptidase activity
Source: RefSeq, a predicted model, not a curated record
UGGGCCUCCCCGGGCCAAGGGCUCGCCGCGCCGCUGCUGCCGCUGCUGCUGCUGGCGCUGCUGCUCCUCGACUGUCGAGCCGCCGACCCCGUUUUCCAGCCGGACUGGGGCUUUGCCUCCUACGAGAUCACCAUCCCCAAGAGGCUGAGCCUGCAGGCGGGGCCCAGGGGCCACACCAAGCAAGUGUCCUACCUGCUGCACAUCCAAGGCAAGAGGCACGUCCUGCGCCUGCGGCCCAAGAGGCUUCUGCUGCCCCGCAACCUGCAGGUUUUCUCCUUCACGCCCCAGGGCAAGCUCGUGGAGGACCACCCGUUCAUCCCCAGAGACUGCAGCUACGCGGGCACCGUGGAAGGGGCUCGGGACUCGGACGCCACUGUCACGACGUGCAUGGGGGGCCUGCGAGGGGUGCUGGCCAUCGACGCCAGACGCUACCAGAUCGAGCCCCGCAAGGGCUCCUCCACUUUUGAGCAUGUGCUGUAUCUCCUGAAGAGCGAGGCGCUGCCUCCGGGUCAGACCUGCGCGAUGACUGAUGAUGGUCUGGGGAGUCCCGCAACCCCUAAGGACAGUCAGGCCAGGGUGGGGGACAUGCUGGAAACUUACCCACACCCCAAGUACUUAGAGUUGGUCCUGGCCUUUGAUCACGAUAGAUACGUGUAUUCCCAGUCUAAUCUCACCCAAGUCGUGAGUGAUGGCAUAUUUUUGGCAGGGAUUGUGGACACUUACUUUCAAUAUUUCCAGCUGCGGAUAAGCAUAAGAGCUCUUGAAGUGUGGACAGAUGAAGACAAAAUAAAUUUUAGUUUGGUCGGACUUGGGACUUUAAAGGAAGUGAUAAAAUACAGAGUAGACCAUUUCAAUCCCCGUGUUAGCAGUGACUGGAUACAUGUAUACCAUAAAAAAACUAAUGUACCUGUAAAGGUUCCAGGGAGAAUGUGCAAUCCGAGUUAUCCUGGCACUCUUACUGCAUUUCACGAUAAAAAUUACCUGGUUGCUGCAGUUUGGACGGCUCAUGUAUUAGGUCACGCUCUAGGGAUUUCACAUGAUACUGACAACUGCCUGUGCAAGGGUAAGGACUCCUGCAUCAUGAAACUUGGACCCACUGGCUUUAGUAAUUGUAGUUAUGGCGAGUAUUGGGCCUUCACAAUUAAAGGUGGAGCUUGCCUAGCUAAUAAGCCGGAACCAGUUUCCGUGCUUAAGAGAUGUGGAAACAAAUUUGUGGAAGAGGGUGAGGAAUGUGAUUGUGGUUCACGUGAAGAGUGUGAAAAGGACCGGUGUUGCCAACCAAACUGUAAACUCAGACGGGGGGCCCACUGUGCCACCGGUCUCUGCUGUCACAACUGUCGCUUUCGUCCAUCUGGGUACACGUGCAGGAAGGAAGAAAACGAAUGUGACCUUGCAGAAUACUGCAUGGGAAAUUCAAGUGUGUGCCCGGAUGACUUUUAUAAGCAGGAUGGAACUCCUUGCAAGUAUGAAGCCAUUUGCUUCGGAAAGAUGUGCAGGUCCAGAUUCAUGCAAUGCCAGAGCAUUUUUGGACCUGAUGCCAGGGAGGCUCCUUAUCAGUGCUACGAGGCGGUCAACACAAUAGGUGACCAGUAUGGGAACUGUGCUAUUAAAGGGACCAACCGGUAUGCAAAAUGCUCAAGGACAAGUUCAUUGUGUGGCAGGAUACAGUGUGUGAAUAUCAAAAAACUCCCUGACUUACCAGAUCACUCCAUGAUAAUUGCUACUCAUCUGCAGAAGGAAAAUCUCAGGUGCUGGGGCAUAGGUUAUCACUUAUCCAUGGUACCCAUGGGGUUUAUUGAUGUGGGUAUCAUAGGAGAUGGCACCUCCUGUGGUAAAGGCCAGAUAUGUUUUAACAGAACUUGCAUGAAUACCAAUACAAUCUUGACGUAUGACUGUGCUGUUAACAAGUGCAACCGCCGAGGGUUUUGCAACAAUCUGAGAAACUGUCACUGCAUGCACGGCUGGCGCCCUCCAUUCUGUGAGGAGGCAGGGCCUGGGGGGAGCAAGGACAGCGGGCCGCCGGGGCCACAGGAGAGGGAGUCCACGUCCUCAGUGCACAUUGUGUCCGUUAUCAUAAUACGCCUCAUUUUAUUAGUCAUCUCAGGCAUUCUAGUGUAUUUAUGGGGGGUAUUUUUCCAAAAGGAAAAACACCCACCAAAAAUGGAAGAAUAUAAAGAACCUAGGUAGAGAAUUCCAGAAACCAAAAAAGUAUCAGACAGUCCAGCCACUCACUCACAAGCCAUCAUUUGUAGAACAAACUUGUCAUUUACACAGAUCUAUUUUACAUCCAGUUACCUACCCGACUUUCCUUCCAUAUUGGAUCAGCAAAUAAAUGACAUUGUUGUUUUGGGAAGAACUUUACUUUCCCAGUGUCACUUGCCUUUUGUGAAUGAAGAACCUUUAAAAGACCAUCCUAGUGGCUUUCUCAGCACUGAAGCUCUGAAUGUUGCAAGACUCACGCACUCCCAGUGGUUUUCUGAGCAGUGGCCUGACUCUGAGGGUCCCAGCCCAUAAGGCUCCCGGCUGCCCCUCCUGCCACCUCCUCAGGGCCGGGGACUGAGUGUCCCUGAGCCCGGCCAGCCCACCAGUGGGGACACCAUUUCCUCAGUGAAAGGGAUGAGCCAUAGGCGUUGGCUCAGAUGAGUCUGUGCCCCUCCUGCAGGUGGGGUGAGCCCCCAGCUCUGCAGUGUGUGUCUCUGGCUCAGGGCUGGGGGUGGGGUGAGGACAACUUGACUCCAUCCUGAACUGCACUGCCGGGAGGGCAGUGACCGCUGACAGGCCUGAGGUGUCCAGCGGGCAGGGCCUCAAAACCUCCUGUGCUUUCGGGGCCUCUGCACGGAGCUCACGGAGCCAGUGGGGAUGUGGGUGCGUCCCGGGUGUGGAUGAACCGAGUCCUGAAAGCUCUGGGUGAGCUCAGUGUAGCUCUUGUCCUGGUUCCUGAAGGAGAAAGUAGGCACAGCAAGGUUCAGUGAGGUGCUCAAGAUCAAUCUGGGUAGUCCUGACAUUGUGCAAGGAAACACUAUGUAAGCAGAGGGAAAUUGAGAUGGGAGAUGUCGACUAAAAGUUCUAAGAAUAAUUGCACCCCAGUGAAUGUACUGUAGUAAUUGUCCUCGUCACAGAACUGACAUCAAAUGUACUGACUUCAGCUGUUCUGUUGAGGAAUAAUUGACAUGUUAAUCUAAUACCGAAUGGACGUGUAUGAUGUUCUCACUUCUUAUACACAUGUCCUGUGGGUUGACCACCAGAAUGAAGAUAUGUAACCAUCACCUCAAUGUUGAAUCAUUGUCAAGGAAUAAUGAUGUUGAAAUUCAACUCACAACAACUUUUACAUACGCAGUGUGGUG